ACGCGACGUAACGACAAUCGCGUUCCAGGCUGACAUCCAACUCACCAGGAACUGGCGCUCACUCUUCCUGCAGCAAGCCUCUCUCGUAUUUUUCAUCAGGCAUAAAUUAAAUAACCUUAUUACAAGAAAAUAACACCGUGAUUGUACCGCCAGGUCGUUUCCUCAAAAACCAAUACAAAGUCAAUAGAUUUCCAGCCAGCAAACUCAGAUCGUCGCCUUGAGCUUUGUCUUUGAGACAUAAGACAAGGCGACGGAGAAAGGAAUAUGUCAGAAUGAGAUAAGUGGUGAAUGAAAUAAAGAUCCUAUCUUUCUCUUCUAGAACACCCGACAACUUGGCACUUCCUCCUCCUCCUAUCUAAAUUCUGACAUAUCAGACGCCACUUCAGUAAACGCCGCCCAACCUGUGACUCAAAUUCAGCCAUCCUCACACUCCGGAACCUCAAUAAUUUCCCGUGCGGAUGAUUGGUCACCUCAGCUAGGGCCUGUCUCACAACGUUACACCAAACGAAAAUAUCGAAAUGACGACUACAAUGUUUGUCCAAUUUCCCGCAUUCACCAUUACUUCCAUUUUCUCUCCAGGAAACUAAAUUCACUUCACGUUCGUUGUCAUGAGUUCUCAUUCAUGUUGAGUAGUGAUGUGAGAGUGACCGAAACUGCCGCCAAACGCCUCUGACCGGGGUUAGUCACACAGCGGAAGCGCCUUUGUUGACACCUCAUCAGACAGGCAGAACUCUGCGUCUGCAUCACACUUCUUUGUUCACUUCUGUCAUUACCCAAUAGCGCGAUUCUACAGCUCGGCUAUACUAAUAUCUAUUCCCCUUCCUCUCGUUAUACCUAUCUCUCAACUCAACUCAAAUCAACUACUUUUGGCGACACUCCUUGGAUAGCAAACUUUUCAUCCGAUUCUGCCGCAACUUUCAUCGCGACACAGCGAUCUCAAUAGUAAUGUCUAAAAAAGUGCUCGAGCCAUAUCUUUCUCUCAUGGCUACGCCUGAGGAAGAAUGUAUGUUGACUCCACUUCAACGUGUCAACUUUCGCUCACAAACCAAAGUCGCGGAAGACUACGACGAUUUGAUUUUCAUCGGCGCCUACGACAUCCAAAUAGAAUCUCAUAUACAGAACAAGAAAACAAGCGACGUCUCUUUCCGGAUAAAAUUCAAGUUCAGCCCAACCGACACCUGGUCUCGUGGCUGGGCGGAAGAAAUCGAUCUUCAGAAAUACUACCAAGACAUCGUCCUCAACUACUGGCGCAGCAUCGGUGGGCGCUGUGAAGCGACGAAAUUCCAGAUGUACAAAAUACUCAGAAUAAUAGCGGAAGAGAAGAACAAGUAUCGCGUGCAGUGGGUUGGCUAUAAUGCGGAGGAGGAUACGAAUCUGGAGCCCAAGAAGAAGGUCUGGUCGAUCGCGCCUAAAGCUGUCCUUGCGUGGAAGACUCGCGCAGUGGAAUAGCUUGUACGGCGUUGGGCAUGAAGAGGCAAAAAAAGUGAUUUUUUUCUGAUUGGUGGCGCCAGGAUACCCAGCAUUGUUUUUUUGAGCAGGCGUUUUGGUAUUUAUUAUGUUGGCUACAUCAUACCCAUAGCGUGUUCUUUCUUUUGUUUUCACAGCCUCGCGCAAGCGAAAGUUCAGUAAAUUAAUAUCAUCUCCAGAGCCAAGCAAUAGCGCUCUUAAAUUCCCAAGUCCACAUCUCAGUUAUCCUCGAUUGCUUUUCCCUCUUGCUGACGAAUCUGUUCCUUCGCGA
Fusarium odoratissimum NRRL 54006 is the source of this 1738-nucleotide messenger RNA. RefSeq lists its product as uncharacterized. The transcript is spliced from 2 exons. The record is from RefSeq and is a predicted model, not a curated record. The coding region runs from base 946 to 1449 and encodes 167 amino acids. Lineage: Eukaryota; Fungi; Ascomycota; Sordariomycetes; Hypocreales; Nectriaceae.